Molecule: messenger RNA, 2602 nt
Organism: Drosophila takahashii
Lineage: Eukaryota; Metazoa; Arthropoda; Insecta; Diptera; Drosophilidae
Gene: zf30C
Product: zinc finger protein 30C
Biological process (GO): regulation of transcription by RNA polymerase II
Cellular component (GO): nucleus
Molecular function (GO): DNA-binding transcription factor activity, RNA polymerase II-specific; RNA polymerase II transcription regulatory region sequence-specific DNA binding
Source: RefSeq, a predicted model, not a curated record
ACGAACCGAUAUGGAAACCGAGUCGAUGGCUCCCAGCAGCAGUGCGGCGGCUGCGGCCACCAAGCUCCUGGUGGAGAUCACCACCGACGGAGUGCCCAAGCUGCACUGCCCGGUGUGCAACAAGGCGCUGGUCUCCCUGGCCGGCUAUGUGAAGCACGUGAAGAAGCACCAGCCGCCGGGCGGCUUCGAGUGCCGCCACUGCGAUGCUCGUUUCUGCCACGAGGAGGAGCUGACCCAGCACGCCAAGGACGAGCACGGAGUCACCGGUGCGGCGGCUGGCCAGGAGCGCAAGCCCUUUGUUUGCGACAAGUGCGGGGCGGAGUACAAGUACCAGGAGGCCUACAGACGCCACUGCAGGACCAAGUGCGGCGAGGAGAAGAUGUCCAAGGAGGAAUUGCGACCCAUGGAGUGCAAGUGCUGCUACACCCGCUUCUCCAGCGCCUCCAAUCUCACCAAGCACCGACGCAGUCGCCCGGACACCUGCGGCCAGCCGGAGUACGAUGAGCCGGGCAAGUCGGAGGUGAAGAAGAAACGAAAGGCCUUCCGCAAGAAGGGCAGGAAGAGGGACUCCGAUGAUGAUGACGAUGAUGAUGAUACCACCUCCGAGGAGUCGGACAGCGACGAUGACAUUCCUCUGGCCAGCCGGCUGAAGACGAAGCUAAAGCAGGAGAGCCAGAACUCGGACUCGGGCGACGAGUGUCCCGACUUUGAGCCGAACAACAGCGAGGACGAUGCCGAUGCCUCAGGAUUCCAGCUGCCGCCGCCGGCCAUGGUCAAGGUGGAGGCCUUUGACGAGGAGGAUUUCGAGUAUCAGGAUGCCAGCAUGUAUGUGAAGACCGAGAGCACGGAUAUCUUUAGCAACGAGAAGGACAAGCUGCUGGAUGUGCUGCUCAACGAGGGCGAUGGCCUGAAGCCCUUUGAGAGUUUGAAAGUGGAGCAGGGCGCUGGUAUCCUAGACGAGAUUGCGGCCGUGCCGCUGGUGGAGGUGGCCGAGGAAGAUGUCCUGGCCCUCAGGGGCCAUAACAAGGAGCAACACACCGGGGAGAAACGCAAACGAGGCAGGCCGCCCAAGGAGAAGAUACCGGUGAUCAAGCGAAAGUAUCGCAAGCGCAAUCAACCCAGAUCGCCCUCGCCUGAAGACUCCUCGGGUACCCCAAAACGCGUAGCUAAGAUCAGCAAAAAGGAGCUUAAGGAGCGCCUCAAGAUGAUCAACAAGAUGGAGAAGUCGUGGAAGUGUCCGCACUGCGUCAAGAUCUACCACAUUCGCAAGCCCUACGAGAAGCAUUUGCGCGAUGAUCACAAGUUGAACGAGGCGGAGAUGAAGGAGAUCUUCAAGGACGUCGAUGUGCAUGCCAAGCUGGACGAGGAGGUCUUCAAGUGCCCCAUUUGCAGCAAGAUCUAUCUGGUGGAGAAGCGCCUGGUCACCCACAUGAAGGUGCACGGCGAGGACGGCAAGCUGACGUUCAAGUGCCCCUGCUACUGCAACCUCUUCUUUGCCACCAAGGAGCAGGCCACCGAGCACGCCCGGGCCCAGCACAAGGAGCUGCUCUACUGCGAGAAGUGCGACAAGUACAUGACCGGCCACGACAGCCUCAAGAACCACGAGCGCAACUUCCACUCGAAGAAGGAGCCGCGCAGCCAGCAGCGCAACCUCAUCUGCGACAAGUGCGGCAAGAAGUUCACCGGGCGCACCUCGCUCUCCGAUCACGUGCGCUCCGACUGCGGCCGCCUGCCGCUCUACGGCUGCAGUGUUUGCGGCAAGCAUUUGUCCACCGCUGGCAUUCUCAAGACGCACAUGCUCCUUCACAAGGCAGACACACCGUACCAGUGCGACAAGUGCGGCAAGACAUUCAAGGUGAAGGCGCAGUACAAGUCGCAUUUGAAGACGCGGCACACGGACUACAAGCCGUACAAGUGCCACCUGUGCCCCAAGGAGUAUCCGUACAGGGAGAGCCUGCUCACCCACAUGACCGUGCACACGGGCAUCAAGCGAUUCCUGUGCAAUAACUGCGGCAAGCGCUUCACUUGCAUCUCCAACUUGCAGGCCCAUCGCAAGGUGCAUGCCGACACCUGUGGCCAGCUGCCCCUGAAUGCCAAGGCCACCCAGUAUAUGGGCGUGCAGCGUGGAAAGCUCCUGAUGGGCGCCAAGCCAGAGGCGGGAAUGGAGUACGAGGAGACCAAGACCUUGAUCGCCCAGGACGUCAUCGAUAGGGACAUGCCGAUGGCCCAGGAGCUGAACUUCCCAUCCGACGGCUCGGCGCCACUGGCCACCGUGCCCCUGAACUACGCCUCCACGCAUUUGGUGCCGCACAUCGUACUACAGACCAUGCAGGCCGAGGCCCGGCGAUUGGAGUAACUUCGGAACACAUUCACUUAGCGAUCCCACUCAAUAAAGAUGCUUUUGUAAACGGAUGCGUAUUCUACUGUACAACAAAUGGGAUGAUAACUACAUAAUAUCUACUUAAUAAUGACUGGAUUAAUUAAAUAACAUUGAACGAUAAAUAAGCUACAUGAAAAUUGAUGUAGGAAAAGGUUUAACGCCAUACGGACCUGUCAACAAAACAUUUAAGAAAAAUAAAUUUUCCUUACAAAAAAAAUAUAA